AUGCCCUCCUCAUCACUAGCGGAAUACCUGGCCAAAAACUACCUAACAGCCGAUCCAGCCACGGAACGCCCCAAAAAGAAACGCAAGAAGACUAAAACCGUCGACACCGCCGCAGACGGCCUCAUUAUCGCCGACGACGACCCGCCCGAUCUACGGACGUCGGCGACGAAUUUUGGCAACGAGGAUGACGAGGGUCCGAGUUUAGUUACCUCCGUCCGGAGUGCGGAGUUCCGCCGCGCGAAAAAGUCGAAUUGGAAGACGCUGGGUGGUCCCACGAAUGACGAGCGGGACGCCGCAGACGCGAUCUUAGCCUCCGCGGCGGCGGAAAGCGCAGCCCGCCGUGGGGAAGGAGCGGAAGGCGACGACGAGGCCCCUGCUGUUGUGGACGAUGCUGAGGCCGACGACGGAGGAGAGAUGCGGAUGGAGUCCGGUGCUCGGGCGGGACUGCAGACGGCGGAACAGACGGCGGCGAUGGUGGCUGCGCAGGAACGACGGAAGAAGGCCGAGGCGGCGCGGCAUCGAGAGCGGCCGGCGGAGGCGCAGGAGACGAUCUACCGAGAUGCGUCUGGGCGGAUCAUCAACGUUGCCCUGAAGCGGGCGGAGGCGCGGCGGGCGGAGCAGGAGAAGCGCGAGAAGGAGGAGGCGGCUAAGGAGGCGCUGAUGGGCGAUGUGCAGCGGGCGGAGCGGGAGGCGCGCAGGCAGCAGGUACAGGAGGCUCGCGCGAUGCCGCUUGCGCGGACGAUCGAGGACGAUGCCCUGAAUGAGGAGCUGAAGGCGCAGCCGCGGUGGAAUGAUCCUGCGGCUGGGUUUUUGACCAAGACGAAAGGGCCCGGCGCGAGUGUGACGGGGAAGCCGCUGUAUAAGGGGGCUUUUCAGCCGAACCGGUAUGGCAUCCGUCCGGGACAUCGGUGGGAUGGGGUGGAUCGGGGGAAUGGGUUCGAGAAGGAAUGGUUUGCAGCGAGGAAUAAGAAGGGGAGACUGGAAGCGUUGGAUUACCAGUGGCAGAUGGAUGAGUAA
Aspergillus udagawae is the source of this 1017-nucleotide messenger RNA. It is a transcript of the gene cwc26, whose product is annotated as putative cell cycle control protein (Cwf26). The coding region runs from base 1 to 1017 and encodes 338 amino acids. Gene Ontology annotation, molecular function: RNA binding. The transcript has a single exon. The record is from RefSeq and is a predicted model, not a curated record. Gene Ontology annotation, biological process: mRNA splicing, via spliceosome. NCBI's taxonomy places the organism in Eukaryota, Fungi, Ascomycota, Eurotiomycetes, Eurotiales, Aspergillaceae. Gene Ontology annotation, cellular component: U2-type spliceosomal complex; RES complex.